UGAGGCUGCAUUCGCUGUGUCCCGCGCCAGCACAGCGCUGGCGCCCAGUGUUGCUGGGCCGUCCAGCGGGGGCUAUGCAGGGCCAGCCCCGGGGGGCUGGAAACCCACUCAGGCUGUGUGGCGUUGUUGGGCCCGGGGCUCUGGACCCGUUUAAAGCUGCUGCGGGAGACGUGCACUUUGCUCUUGUCGUGCAGAAAGCCGUUUCCCACGGCUGGCACAGGCCGGGCACGGUUAUUCACCGACGUUUCCGAUCUGUGAACAAUGGGGUUUUUACUACCCAGCAAACAGUACUUUUCCACUUGACUCGAUAACGCCCCGAGCGGCAAAAGGGACAGCCCCUCCCCCCGCCAGGUUGUUCACAGCCUUUGGCCUAGCGGCCCUGAGGGACCGUCGACCUGAAGUGACAGCACGCUUUUGACUGUCGCUGGCAGUGACUAUUGCUUUCUUCGAGAUGUUUAGCUGGGAGAGGGGGAAGGGCCCUUUUGCUGCAGUGCACACAGCCGCAGUGGGGUGCCGGCAUGUCUGGAACCCCUCUCAUGCGCCGGGCCAUUUCACGUGGGUCCCCCAGGCUGAGAGCAGUGCCUGGCACCCAGGAGGCGUCCAAUCGAUGUUUCUUGAAGGGUGAACCCGGUGAGGUGGCCGCGUCAGUUUCCUAAUCUCACGGGAGGGAGGUCCACCCCCUGCCCGCAGGUGCAAGGCCUGUGCGCAUGAUCUUCCCAACACGGUGGGGGGGGGGCGCCCUUGGCUUCGCUCAGGCACUUGCAGUGUGGGCUGGCCCAGGGGGAGAUGGCCCACCUGGCAUCAGCGGGGGUCACCUAGCCUCAGGCUGAAGGACAUGCAGGAGCAGCAGAGCGGAGGGGGCACCCAGAGCCAGGUCCCUCCUGACACUCCCCAUAUGUGGCCGCACCCCGGGUGGGCCGGGGAGAACCAGGACCUCGCAGGCCCGGUGGGACCGUCCGCUGGAGGCUAGUGAGCAGCGAGCCCUGGGCUCAGGGUCCGUUUUCAUGGUUUUGUUUUACAGCACCCUUUGCCGCUUCGGGCAGAGACGUGCACACGGGCGCCGACACGGCCGACACGGGCGACACGGGCGACGGGCCCAGAGGAGGAGGCUCCUGUGUGACCCCGGCGGAGGCAGGUGCCGGCGGGAGGACGCGGCUGAUGGAGGCGCUCGCUCACCUGCCCGUGAGGUUUCGCUCGCGCCCAAGCCGCCGCACUGUGCCCGCACCGCGUGCUGGUUGCUGUACGGGAACCAAGCUGCAUGGAAGGUGCUUACACCGCAGGGCGCGGUGUGGGGGAUGGGGGCACUGCGAGGUGGGGGGCGCAGCAAGGAGGGGGCUCACCUACUGAAGGUCUUUGUGGACUUCUGGACCCCGUUGCUGGCGUGUGUCUAUUGUCCCCGUGAACGGACAAAUAUCCCCCCGUGUAAGAGUGCUGGCUGCUGUAGCCGGCCGGCUGGUGGCCCCCACAGGAGGUGUGCCCACCUGGUCUUUGCAGAGGUCACUAAAGGAAGAAACCCCAGAGGUGGGCCUACACCCUGUGACAAGUGCCCUUACCAGAGACAGAGAGGGAGAGGUGUCCGUGUGACAACGCAGUAGGGAAGGAGGGGCCUCGGGAGAGGACCCCUUAGAGCCCAGGGAAGGGGGCUGCACGGGUGCCCAGGAUCUGCACCUGGGGCCCAGCACGGCCUGUAGGUCUCACCCACCUGAAGGAGGAGGCGUGGGGGACCGAGGCCCCCGCCCCAGAACUCCAUCUCCCUGCCUCCAGCACUCUGGCCACGGGCCACAGUGCAGCGCACCCUUCCCUGGCCCCCUGCCUGCUCACACUCCCAGGCUUUGCACAGGCCACUCCCUCGGUGAGAACCCUGCCGUCUCCCCAGCUCCAGCUCUGAGACUGUGUCCUCUGGCGGGACCCUUGCCUUUCUGACUCCUGCCGUCCCCACCACACCCCAGGUGUUUUCGGUGGCAAAGCAACUGCCACGUCAGCCUUUCCCACUGGGCUGUGGGGCCCCCUGACGAUCCCUGUAGCCCUGCCAGGGGCUGAGUGUGUGGCUGAGCCAGGCUCACACACACACGGGCCCUCAGCAAAUACGAGCAAACUAAUUCCCUAACUUUCCUGGGCGAGCAGGACCCGCAGCCUGCACACCCAGCAUCGGCCUUGCUCCCGAGCUCUCAGCAUGAAUGACUUGAGACCCAGCGGACAGAGAGCUGACCCCGCCCCUGCAGCCCCACCGGUGUGCAACGGGACAGGCUGCCUGCUGCGUAGUGAGCACUCCAUCGCAGGAGGUGUGCAGAGCUGGGCUGGGAGCGGGGAGGGCUCUUUGGGAUGCCUUGGCUCUGGGGUUUGUGUAGGGGCACAGACGGUACCCCAGGGGACGGGCCCCAUGGUGAGCGGCCCGGUGGGUGGGGACGGGGUUCCGGCUGCCUCGUGUCGGGGCAGGUGGUGUGAAGUAGGCCCAGCCACUUCUGGUGCCAAUAGCUCCCAGCCCUCGAAGCUCGUUCCCAAAGCGCUGCCUCUUCCCCCGCCUCCCCCACCCCUCUCACAGUGGGGCCACUGGGGUUUAGGAGACUGGAGUCCGGCAUAGACGGACGAGGCACGUAAACCCGGCCACCUGUCACCCAGUGGCCCUGCCCCAGUGAGGGCCCGUCUGGGCGGCCAGGCCCCACCCUGCCCCACCCCCGUCCUGCCCCAGGUAGUGGCACUUACAGAGCUGCCCCUGGGCCCCUGGGCGAGUGCAGGUCAGGGCCCUGCUGGCGACCCCUGGGAUUUGAGGUGUCUGCUGUGCAGCCCCAGGGGUCUCCACAGCGGGAACCUCACUGCCCAGUCACAGAGCAGCUGGGUGCAUGGGGAUGGCAGUGCGUUUGGGAGGGACCUGUGGGCCUCGUGCUCAGGGAGGCUCAGAGCAUGGGGAGGGCAAGUUCCUCCCUUUGGAGCUGGGCUGGGUCCCGAAGCCGGGGAGUCCUGGGGAGACCGAGGCAGAGGGCUGAGCCCGCCAGCAGGGUGUGUCCCCUUCAGCAGUGCGAGGGGCACACACCCCCCCCCACAGCACCUGGCCCAGCUCCCUGUAUAGACUCGACCCUGCAUUCCACACACGCCCGUCACUUUAAGCUGUCUGGCUGUCCCCUGCAAACUGCCCGUUCCACAUUCUUGGGGUGGUGGGGUGGGUGGGGUGCCGACACGCCCUCCCGGAGACCUAUAAAGCUCGGGGCGGGAUGGUGGGCCCGGGGAGGACCGUCGGCAUGGCCUUGCUCGUGCUGGUACUGGUGCUGGGGCUCGUGGGGCUCGCGGGGCUCUGGGCGCUGCUCCACACCGGCCCCCGCGCUCUCUGCCAAGCCUCGUGCUGGCCGCCCGGGCCACGCCCACUGCCCCUCAUCGGGAACCUGCUCUUGCUGCAGCUGCACAAGGAGAACUCCCUGAUGGAGCUCUCAGAACGGUAUGGGCAGGUGUUCACCAUCCACUGGGGCCGCCAGAAGAUGGUGGUGCUGUGCGGCUACGAGGCCGUGAGGGAGGCUCUGGUGGGCACCAGGCCGAAGCUGGCUAUCCGGCCCUUCAACGCCAUCUUCCAGUUAAUCCAGAAAGGCAGGGGCAUAUUCUCCAUCUCCGGGCCGCCCUGGAAGGCUUCCCACCAGUUCACCGUGCGCGCCCUCCACGACCUGGGCGUGGGGCGGAGGCCUGCGGCCGACAAGGUCCUGCAAGAGUUGAUCUACCUCUUGGGGCAGCUGGACCACUACGGAGGUGAGUGGAGGUCCGGGGCGCUCCUCCUUGGGCCCCGCCCUCUGAGACUGUCCCCCGCAGGCCGGCCCUUCCCCCUGGCUCCGCUUGGCUGGGACGGCAGAGGUGAGUGGGGGUCGGGGACACUCCUCCCUGGGCCCCGCCCUCUGAGACUGUCUCCCCCAGGCCGGCCCUUCCCGGUGGCUCUGCUCGGCUGCGCUGCCUCCAACAUCACCCUCACGGUGCUCUUCGGCCAGCGGUUUGACUACAAUGACCCCGUGUUCGUGGCCCUGCUGGAACUCAUCGGUGAGGUCACGCUCCACCUGGCGACCGUUAGAGUGCAGCUGUAUAACAUCAUGCCCCGGCUGGGGGCCCUCCUGCAGCUGCAGCGGCCCAUCAUGCGGAAGGUCGCCGAGCUGCGAGCCAUCCUGAGGACACUCUUGGAGGCGCGGCGGGCGCCCGCGGCCGAGGAAGGCCCCGCGCACAGCUACGUGGAAGCCCUGAUCCGGCAGGUCCAUGUGUGGGCCGGACACACCCCGUCCGCAGCACCCCAGAGGCCGCAGCGGCCGGGGCCCCACUCCAGGCGGGCUCCAGCUGGUCCUGCCCCACGGUCGCCCGCCUCCAGGCUGGGGGGCCUCUCAGAGCCUCAGUCUCUUCACCUGUGGAAUGGGGUUUCCGUGCCUGCCUCGGGAGGUGGCCCGGCGGACGCCGUGAGCCCUGGGCACAGUGGGGCUCAGCAGGUCCCAGCUCUGUCCUUCCCGCCAAGUCUGUCUUCCACCCUUUCUGAGUCAGGGCUGGUGGGGCUGCGGACCCCAGCUGCCAGCUAAGUCUUGCCCUGCCCGCCUCUGCAAGAAGCAGACCCGGAUGGCCAGUUUGAUGAGGACGAUGUGAUGGCCUGUGUCCUGGACAUGGUCCUUGCUGGCACAGAGACCACCAUGAUCACGAUUCAGUGGGCCAUCCUCCUGAUGGUCAAGCACCAGAGUGUGCAGGGCAGGGUGCAGGAGGAGCUGGACCUGCUGGGUCACAGCAGGCCGCCCCAGAUGGAGGACCUGCCAUCACUGCCCUACACCAACGCCGUGCUGCACGAGGUGCAGCGGUUCAUCUCCGUGCUGCCCCGCACGUCCCGCAGCCUCACCACCGACACCCGGCUGAGUGGCUACCUGUUCCCCAAGGGCACGGACGUGAUCCUCCUGUUGAACUCCGAGCUGCGGGACAAGACGCAGUGGGAGACCCCCCACCAGUUCAACCCCGGCCACUUCCUGGACGCCGAGGGCCGCUUCGUCAAGCGGGAGGCCUUUAUGGCGUUCUCCGCAGGCCGCCGUGUGUGUGUGGGCGAGCACCUGGCCAGGACCCAGGUGUUCCUGCUGUUCGCCGGCCUGCUCCAGAGGUUCCACCUGCUGCCCCCACCCGGCCUGAGCCCCGCCAGCCUGGACAUACAGAUCAUACCAGCCAUCUUCAAGCGGCCAUUUGUCCAGGGCCUGUGUGCUGUGCCCAGGCCCUAGGGCCACUGACCGAGGGGGCUCUGGCCUGCGCUGCAGACAAACCCCCAGGGCCUGGGGAGGAUCGGGGUCGUCCCCGCUUCCUGGCUCGAAGCCUGGGGGUGCUGCGAUGGCAGGGGCAGAGCAGCCCUGAGGACAGACGGCCCCAGGCCAGGGCCCUGGCCAGGCUUUCCUUUGCUGGCAGCCUCAGUUCCAGAGACGGCGGCCACCGUGGGCCCUGAGGGGCGUGCGGUCCUCCAGGGCCUGCCCCCGGGUAGCCGUCCUCGCCCUCCUUCUCCCCAGGGCAGAGCCGGGUCCCUGCCU
This is a messenger RNA of Pteropus alecto (black flying fox), 5510 nucleotides long. Its product is annotated as cytochrome P450 2W1. Gene Ontology annotation, biological process: xenobiotic metabolic process. Gene Ontology annotation, molecular function: iron ion binding; oxidoreductase activity, acting on paired donors, with incorporation or reduction of molecular oxygen, reduced flavin or flavoprotein as one donor, and incorporation of one atom of oxygen; heme binding. Gene Ontology annotation, cellular component: intracellular membrane-bounded organelle; cytoplasm. The record is from RefSeq and is a predicted model, not a curated record. Lineage: Eukaryota; Metazoa; Chordata; Mammalia; Chiroptera; Pteropodidae.